This is a messenger RNA of Anguilla rostrata (American eel), 2306 nucleotides long. RefSeq lists its product as uncharacterized. The record is from RefSeq and is a predicted model, not a curated record. The transcript is spliced from 7 exons. The coding region runs from base 15 to 1082 and encodes 355 amino acids. Lineage: Eukaryota; Metazoa; Chordata; Actinopteri; Anguilliformes; Anguillidae.
UGACGCAUUUCCUCAUGAAAGUUGUUGUAUUACAGCAGGCUGUGUCACUGCGCGAAAACGGAGAAACAACACACACUGGCAGGGGUAAAAUGGGGUGUUGUCAAAGUUUGCAGGCAUCUCCGAACAGCAAGUUAAGGCGUCACAAAAAGAUCUGCGCGCAGCUCAUUGCAACAGCUCAGAAAUUAGGAAACAGCACUUGGGACCUGCACAACCCAAUCCAGAGCAUUCGUGAGAGUAGCCAUGACACUCGAAUCCCAUUUAAUUACAUGGGGUUUCGUGGCCAGUACCACACACACACAUUUAUCAAUAACUGUGCUCUUGACUCCCUGCUUGCAGGUUGUCACAUUGCUGCUAAAGUGUACCUCAACAUUAAAGAGCUUUUUGAGCAGGAUUCCACGAUCAGAGCAGUCAUGACCCUCCUGAAUAGCAGGAAGUACGCUGAGGCAAAAGCUCUGUGGCUCAUUACCCUGGAUCUUCGGGAGGGCCGCAUAAAGCACUUCACAGAGAGCGAAUCCACUGACGUUAGGGGCCACGUUACAGACUACCUCAUAAACUUUUCGGAUUUGACCGGCACCAGCUUCCACUACGAAGACGACAGGAGGAGUCCCAAUCUUGAAGAUCACAUGUACAGCAAGACAGUGAGUAAGUUUGAGGAGUUUGGUGACGUGAGAGCGCUGGGCCCCAAAAGCAACCCCCAGCUCAUUCUGGUGCACGUUGCCGGUCGGAUGGAUGGACUUCCGGCUCUGAUCAUCACUGAUGAUUAUGGAAGGGAAUUCAAGCUGCAGUUUCUUCUUCUGGGCAUAACCGCGAACACCGACCACACGGUGCUGUGCACCAGCCUGGAUGGAGCGUGGUGGCUCUACGGUGACACGAAGACUCCGCUGUUCAAGGAAGUCCAGAUGGAAGACAUAACGACCCAAGGUUACGUGGUUUCCCUGGCAGCCUAUGUUAACGUACCAGCAAAGAAUGGAAGCGAGACUGAGCGUUGCCCCUUUUUCUCCAUGACGUUUCCUCCGCUCCUUCAAGCCGAGGGAGGGGAACAAGGACAGCGCCAUGACAGCUUCAUUCACAACCGCGAAUGAAGAAGACUGGAAACACUCCACCCUUAAGCCAGUAUUACUUUCUGCGCUCUCCUAGUCUGUUCAUCUUCCUUCUGAAUGUACUUCCUCAUCCAUGUUAUGACCUCAUUUUCUUUAUUUGCUUUACUGCGUGUAGACAAAAGGAAUCAUUUAUAACUUUCCAGUUUCUAGCUAUAAACGUAGGGACCAUAUAGUUAUACAAAUGUAACUGUCAUCGUUUGUUUUUAUUUUUUUCAUUUUUUUUUUGUCAAUUGUCUUACAUUUUGUGAAAAUCUACCAAUGACAAUGAUUUACAGUACAAACUCAUUCGCAUAGGUAACUGAGAAGGACAAAGUGUGAUUUAAAAAAACUGGUAGAACAAGGAAUUAUGUAGGAAACAAACUGACAGUUUUUAUUAUUUGCUGCUAUCUUUUGUCCAUUGAUUGAAUGGAGUGUCAUUUGAUGGACAGGGACUCACGUAGGUACUGUAGAAUCCACUACUGAGGCCAGGGCGACCAACGAACAAUCCAGCUUCAAAAGGAGCUGACGCCUAACACUCUUCUAAUUUGUUCAAAGGUCAGCCAAAAUGUCAUGGACCAAGGAGCCUACCAAACAAACAGCGAGGGCAGCACGCAUUAAAUAGAUGUAGGACAAAGCUUGAAUACUGCCAAGGUAGAUUUCUUUUAAAAAAUGAAGCAAAACAUGGAGCUGUAUUUACCAUUCUCAUCCAUGUAGGAAGAAAUCCUUUAUACAGGGACCGGAGCCCCUCCCCUUUAACUGACUUCAUUAGGCAAUCAGUGGAGGACUUGUACAGUAUCCCCCUGUAGAAACAGAAACAGUGUUUGGCAAAUUGGAUGACGGGGUCAGUAGGAAAAUUACCCGUGACUGUAUUAUCUUAUCUUUAUUUUUGCCUCACUAGGGUACUUGAAAUUUAUUGCAUUUAUUUCAAACUAAUAUCUUGUGUUAAUUUAUUAGGAACUUAUUUUGUUUAGUUGCCAGUUGCUAUUUGAAAACUCUGUAUUUUUGUUUAUGUUAUUACAGUUUUGAAGUUGUUCCAAAUUGUUUCGGUUUUUUUUUUUCCUCAAAAGAAAGCUUUCCAAGAAAAACCAUUUCAUUGCAUUGUUAAACAAGACUCAGUUACGUGUCACAUGGUCACGAUAAAAUCUGAUUACAAGCUUUUUUUUAUGAGGCUGGUCAUAUUUAAGCUAUUUAAUUUAGAAUUUUCUUUGUUGCACAUUAUGCUGUCUG